AAUAAAAAAUGGAAACCAAACGAAUUAAAUGCAAAGCAGCGGUCGCUUACGGACCCAAACAAUCUUUAUGUGUUGAAGACAUAUAUGUGAAUCCACCAAAAAAUGGCGAAAUCAGAGUCCAAAUUAUCGGAAGCAGUAUUUGCAGAUCUGAUCUUCACAUUAUAGACACCAAUAUUGCCAACGAUUUUACAUUUCCAUUAAUUAUGGGUCACGAAGGGUCCGGUAUUGUCGAGAGUGUGGGACCUGAUGUAACUGAUAUUAAAAUUGGAGACCAUGUAAUACCCCUUUGGAUACCUAAUUGCAUGAAAUGUAAAUUAUGUAACAGUAAUAAAACAAACUUUUGCCAAAAAGGAACUCAAGAAACAAUGAACGUAAUGCCAGACGGAACUACUAGAUUCUGGACAAUGGAUGAAAAACCAAUCUAUAAGUCAAUAGGUUGUGCGGCAUUUAGCGAGUAUACUGUUAUGCCGAUAGAGUCGGUAAUUGUGAUCAACAAAAAUGUCAAUUUAGAGAAAGUGUGUCUAAUUGGUUGUUGUGUUGUCACUGGUUAUGGAAAUGUCGUAAAUGUGGCCAAAGUCGAGAAGGACUCAUCAGUUGCUGUCUUUGGUUUGGGUGCUAUCGGUUUAGCAGUCAUUUUAGCCGCUAAAGAGUGUGGAGCUAAACGAAUCAUUGGUGUUGAUGUCAAUGAAGAUAAGUUUUCAGUUGCAAACAAUUUUGGAUGCAAUGAGUUUGUAAAUCCAAUGAAAUUACCAAAAGGUUUUCAUAGCAUUCAACAGUUAUUUCAAUCAUAUGGAGGUCUGGACUAUACGUUUGAGUGCAUCGGUAGUGUCAGUGUUAUUCAAACAGCUUUUGAGUCACUUAAUCGUUGGGGUAUUUGUGUUGUAGUCGGACUUCCGCCAAAAGGUGAAGAAGUUUCAAUAAAUCCUUGGAAUUUACUGACCGGUCAAAAACUAACGGGAAGUUUCUAUGGCGGGUAUAAACCGAGGGAAGGCAUACAGUAUUUGGUGGACAAAUAUAUGAGAGGAGAUUUAAAUUUGGAUUUAUUYAUAACUAACAAAAUUAAAUUACAAGAUAUUAAUAAUGGUUUUGAUCUCAUGAGAAAUGGCAAAACUAUUCGCACAGUCAUUGUAUUUGACAAAUAGUUUUGUAAAUUAUUAAAAAUAACAAAAAUUGAUAACAUGUUAGACACACAAAAAACUUUAUAAAUAAACUAUUUCCUGACAUAAUUAUGAAUWAAAAAAAUUCAACAAAUG
Messenger RNA from Oppia nitens, 1253 nucleotides. Its product is annotated as alcohol dehydrogenase class-3-like. NCBI's taxonomy places the organism in Eukaryota, Metazoa, Arthropoda, Arachnida, Sarcoptiformes, Oppiidae. The transcript is spliced from 3 exons. Gene Ontology annotation, biological process: formaldehyde catabolic process. Gene Ontology annotation, molecular function: S-(hydroxymethyl)glutathione dehydrogenase [NAD(P)+] activity; zinc ion binding. Gene Ontology annotation, cellular component: cytosol. The coding region runs from base 9 to 1142 and encodes 377 amino acids. The record is from RefSeq and is a predicted model, not a curated record.